Molecule: messenger RNA, 3044 nt
Organism: Blepharisma stoltei
Lineage: Eukaryota; Ciliophora; Heterotrichea; Heterotrichida; Blepharismidae
Source: the annotation of a GenBank genome assembly
AUGAACCCAGCAAAACCACUUGAUUUAGUCCGCAUGGGCUGUGUAUCUAAUGAAGACUAUGAACGAUCAGCCCCUCAACUAGCCGACAUAAUAAAAACAGCACAGAUGCCAGUAUGUCGCGAUGUAAUCGCUCUAAUCAAAAAAAUCAUUAAAGACAAGCAUGCAGCUCCUCCUUCUAAACUCCGCGCUUUAAAGCUUUUUCAUGCUUGCAUGAUGGUCGCUAACACAAAUUUCUUAGUUUUUGCUCAACGAAAAGUGAUGAGCAGAUUUACCAUUCUUGCCAAGCAUAAAAAACAAAUUCACGAUGAUUCCAGAGGAGAUGAUAUAUUUGGCCCGGUAAGCGGAUUAUCUGAAGAAAACCGUGAAGCUUCUAAAGAGUUUUUGAUUUGUUUAUUGCAAUACAUUCAAAUUUGGGCUCAACAGUUUGGAAAAGCUCCAGAUGGAAAGUCAAGUGCUUAUUUUAUAGCUUAUAAAACUCUUGAAAAAGAAAACGUAUCAUUCCCGAAUAAGAGAAAUUCAAAGCCAAGAUUAAGCUUGGACAGCUCAAGGCAAAGUUUAGAUAAUCCUAGGCCAUCUUCAGCAGUCCCAAAACAAUCAUCUCCACUAAUGUAUGAAAGACCAUCACAAAAACCUAAUGCAGAAAGACCUGCAAGGAGACAGAGCGGAGGGGGUAUAAUUGGAAGGGUUGAAACGGCCAUGGAUGUUUAUAAUGACCUAAUAAGGUCUGGAGGAGGUGGCGAUGCAAUUGUUGAGUGUUUUUUGCAGCUGAAAGAUUUAAAAAGUGAGCUAGAAAGAGAAGUGGGGCAAUCAGAUAACCCAGAAACUAUUGAAAGACUGUUUGAAUUAAAUGACAGAUUACAAAUGCUUAUUGACUCUCAUCAUGAUAUAGGUAAAAGGCCACAGUCAAAUAAAGCUUAUGAAACUGUUCCUGUAAUGCAGCCUCAAUCUGCUAAAAAAAAGCAGCAAAUUGACAAUAUCUUAGACCUUGAUUUAUUUGAUGACCCUCAAGCAUCCUCAGUUUCUCAAUCAGCUGCAUUUUCGAGCAUGUCUUUUGCAACCCACAAUCCUCGUCUACAAAUGAUGCCAACUGAAAUGAAAUCCCCAGCUUCUCAAAAUUACCCAGCCCUUUUGCCUACUUCUGCAAAAGACGAUGCUGGAGCUAUAGAAUCUCUUAAAAGAGAAAACGAAAAACUUAAAAAGGUCAUAAGUCACAGGCAGGAUGAGGAUUCUAAUAAAAUAAACCAAAUAAAUCAGCUUAUGACAGAAAAUAUGCAGCUAAAGCAGGCUUUAGAAGCCGGGAAGCAGCAGAUGUUUAUGCAGGAUGAGAAUAUAAAAAAGUUAACGCAAGCUAGUGCUCAGAUGAAUGCUUCGCUUGUGGAGGCGAAUCAAAAUAUAGAAAGGCUCACAAGACAAUUGGAGGCAAAAGAAAAUGAGAUUAGGUCUUUAAAGAAUGAAAAGCCAAACGGACACCAAUCAAGCCUUUCACAGCAUUCUCUUCCUAUGAACCCUGAAAUCAGAAUGCAAGCCCCUCAGCAUGCUCCAGACCCUUAUUCUAUGGCUCCAGCCCCUCAGCGUGCUCCAGACCCUUACUCUAUGGUUCCUCCCCCUCAGCGUGCUCCAGACCCUUACUCUAUGGCUCCUGAGCUUAAAGUCCAAAUCCCUCCUCGUGUUUCAGACCCUUACAGUUCCUCCCCAAACCCUUUUGACGACAGUGAUUCUUCUGACGACAUCCCUCAGCAAGCUCACAAUUUCCCUAUCCAAAACGAGCUCUUUUAUAGAAUCUGCAAUUGCAUUGACAGAGGCAUCUUAUAUGAUGAUGAAUUUUUACAAGUGGGUAUUCAAAUUGCUAGGGACGAAACUGGUGUUAUGGGGAUGAUUUAUGUAGGAAAUAAAACCCCAGCUCCUAUUACUGAGCUUAAUACAGAAGCAAUCAGCUAUGAAAAGGAAGGGCUAGUAGUGCUUAUAAGUCCAAUUAUUUCUACUGAUCCAAUCACAAAAGGAGCUCAAGCUAACCGUAUGGUAAAAGCUUCAUUAAAAGAUUUUACUGGGAAAAUCCCUAAAAUUAUCAUAAAAAUAAAGCAGGGGUCAGAGACUAAGACAUUGUUUUUAAAUUUACCAAUAACAAUUGCAAGGUUUUUGCAAGGAAUUCAAAGGUCACCUGAAGAAUUUUGGCCAAUAUGAGAAAGGCUUGCAUUUAAAGAGGAAAAGUUUUCAUGCCAAAUGGAAGGAAUCAGGUCAAUGCAAGGGUAAUCAGGAAAAACCCCUAAUUUCCACUCUGUGAGCGAGCAAAACGAUUGGAAAAAUUCUUAUUUUUUGGGUAAAAAGAUACCCUCCGUAAGUGAACAAAGAUUUUUGGAUAUAAAAAUUUUAUGAUGAAAAAAAUUGAUAUAUAGUGAUAAAUUAUUAUAAUGAAAUCUCUUCCUACUGCUUUUUAAAUUUUACACAAACUUGCAUUUUAAAUUUUAUAAAUUACUUUUGAAUUUUUACCAAUCGGAAUUUUUUAAAAUUUCAAAAAAAAAUUUUCUAUAAAAUUUAUAUAAAAAAAAGAACCCUCUUCCGUGAGGCGAAUAAUUUUUUUUUGGCUCAUUGAGGGAAAUCAUAGUUUUUUUCAUGCCUUUUUUCUAAUCAAAUGACGCUAAAUUAAAAUUAUUGGAAAAAACCUAAAUGGUAAUAUUGCAAACCAUACCUAAAAUAAAAAACUAUACAGCAAUAUUUUCCUGAAAAAGUCAGUAAUUUUAAUUUACCGUCAUUUGAUUAGAAAAAAGGCAAAACCCCUGAGUAUAUUUUUCCGGACAACCCCAAUGCAAGAGCUAAGCCAGCAUUUGUCACUUGGCGGCGCUUUUAAGAUUUAUACUCCACAAGAAAUUCCGCAGCUUUCUCCAACUCAGCUAUUAGGAGCUGGACAAAAAGGGGUUGCAGUACUUAUAUUAGCGACAAUAGACCCACAAACUAUGUCAGCUCAACUGUCAAUUCGCAGUGAAAGUUUAACACUUCGUGAAGCUAUUAUGGAAAUAAUGUCAACACAGAUUUCAGGUAAAGAGUAA